AUGGUCACUUUAUUACUAAUUAUACUUUAUUGUCUUGUUUUGAUCGAUGGAAAGCAUUUCAACGGAGGCACCAUUCGAUGGGAACCGGUAAAUCCUUAUGUUAAUUCCUCAACGGUUCCAAUUACAAUUAUACAGACAUACUCAUGGGCGUACCCGACUAUAAGCUGUGCAACAAAUGUACCGAUUUCAACCACCGGACGAAGUAAUGCAAAUACUAAUUUGACAUGUACUGCUGAUUGUUCAACUGAUGGUGGCUAUUCAAAUACACCAGUUAAUAUUUUAACCGACUGUAUUUCAACUAGUUCUUCAUUAGGUAUGAUGACAAGUGAACGAUCAGUCAAUAUAACAUUGUUGGCUGAUGCACAUUUUUAUCUAUCAUAUAUGGGAAGUGCUUGGGUAGGACUUAAUUAUCCAAUCCAAAGUGGUCUUCAAUGGUCAAUGACAACUUUCAUUGAUCUUCGACUUCGAGAUGAUGGUUUUAUUAACACUUCACCAGUGGCAAGCGUUGUUUCUCCACAAUAUGCUGUUGUGAAUACAUCUACUCAGAUUCGAAUUCCCGUUUCCGAUGCCAAUGCAGGUGAUGAUGUACGUUGUCGAUGGUCAAAAUACACACCAGGAGUUAAUCGACGAAGACGAUUGAUUGAAGACAAAUCUAGACAGUAUGAAUCUUCUGGACACGUUUAUAAAAAAUUGUUCAUAGACGCAGAAACUGUUCAUAUUAGAAAGGGAAGAGAUGGAGGCGCCUGUGAUAAUUGUGAUAGGUCGUGUGCAAGAUACUGUCCUUGCAGCUGCUCUGCUUGUAUCGGGACUAAUUGUACUGGUUCAAGUUGUUCUACAAAGUACACGUGCCCACCAUUAUCCCAUACAACAGUAUCGACUACUAUAGAAACUCCCGGUACAAUAGCAUCAACGCUAUCGUAUGGCACACGACAAGCCAUUGAUGAAUGUGGUGGUAUUUGUUAUCCAAACAGUUUACCAAACGGCACGACGUUGUCUAAUUGUACUCUGUCAUUCAUAGGAUUAGUACCUGGUACUUGGUAUGCAGUUGCUGUUCAAGUAAGCAAUUUAUUUAAAAGAAAGCUCAAUUCAUAUAAAAAACUAGUUCAAUCCAUGAUCAUUCAACAUAAAAGUCAUUUCUUCUUCUUCAAUGAGACAAUAUUUUAUUGUAAUAUUUUUUCCCAACCAACAACUUUUCCAGAACGUGUAUUGAAUUAA
Messenger RNA from Rotaria sp. Silwood2, 1215 nucleotides. NCBI's taxonomy places the organism in Eukaryota, Metazoa, Rotifera, Eurotatoria, Philodinida, Philodinidae. The record is from the annotation of a GenBank genome assembly.